GUCACGUUCACGUGCUGCUGAAAGCGACUCAUGUACAGCGGAUAGCUGCCGGAUAAUCGUUUGAAUUUCGACUCUUUUGAACCGUAUCCAAUAUGGGAGCAGUUUACGCAGAGAGUUAGUAACGUCUUUAGGCUGGAUUUGUGCAGGCGGCUCCAUUGUUUUAAUUGUCGUAUAAAGCUCUAUUGGGGAGAUACAACAAAAAUUUGCAAAACUUCAGAUUUCCACGAAAAUGACGUGUAUUUGUAUGGACACUUGUGCCUAUCUAUGACUACCGUGGUGUGUGUCAAACAAACACACACAUACGAACGCAAAUAGUUUUGUUUAUCGUUUGAUAUGCUAUUUUUUUUAAUAUCAAUUAUAAUAUAUUUAAUACAAUAACAACGAGUGGGCGGACGGACAAAAAGCUCAAAAGAAAGCUGCUGUUUUGCUGGUUGGAUGUGUAUAAAGACUACACAAGCGCCUCACCGCAGCUAUUCAAUUAAAAUCGCUUAAGAAUAUCGCGGUGACAAAUAAUAAAAGCGAAAACCAACCAAGGACAAGGAAGAAAACAAUUCAACUACUCAACACUCAAAAUAGUCCGCAUAAAUCUCAAAUCAAAUUGAACUUCGAUUGGCGUAGGAGCAACAAACAAAUAAAAACCAUCGAGUCGAGAAUUUGUAGAAGGGGGAAAAAUUAACCAUCCAUACAUACAGUAUUGAAGCACGUCCAGAAAAUCGCAACAAAUGGUUUUUUAAAGCGUCUUCAGGCAGGGCGUGUAAUCUGCAGCAACUUCUUCAGCACUCCACCAACAGUGGCUGCAAAUAUAUGAUAUUUCUGAUCUCCCAAUACUAGUAAGCGAGCGAGCAUGUCUGUUCCAGAUAUAUUGAUUGUGGACAGCCCGGUGGGAAAACUGGAUGAGUGCAAUCAAAGACAGAAUGGCUCUAAUUUUGGAGACGCUGCAGCUGUAGCCCAAGCCAAGGCAGAUGGAACGGCCAUCGCAACGUGCACACCCACUUUGAGGACUUUUAGCGUGCUGGUUAAGCAUGCACUGGAACCAAAUGAACUGGUGGGCUUGACGGGAGACCACAAAUCCUUGGGGUCUUGGAGAUUGGAAGACUCGGUGGCGUUAAAGAAAAAAGGUGAAAGUGGCAACGAGUGGUCGGCCAGUGUCAUGCUACAGUCUUGUGAGAAGAUCAACUACCGAUAUUUUACCUAUGUCCAGGACCAAAAUCAUCAGAAACACAUUCGGCUCUGGGAGAGCCACUUGAAACCAAGAACCCUUGACGCUUGUCAGACCAAUUGCCGCCUAGUGGAUGUCUUUGGAGAGAAUUCUAAUGGCGAGGUACAACUUAAUCGCGGCUGGAUCACUCAGGAGCUCAUAUACCAAUUCAAAUUCGAAAGGGAGCGCAUGUUCCAUGUACACGAUAUUGAGAAAUUCGAUCCCGAAAAUGUCUGGAUCAAGCUUGUGCCUUUGCAAGAAGACCUUGAGACGCCCAUGGAUACCAAAGUAACGGCUGUGAACGUUGAAGUAGUGAAGAUGAGUAACAAUGAAAGCUUGCUGCAACAACAACCGUCCAUGGGUGUACCCCAUAAACGCAACGAGGUUGUGAUAUUCCAUGUGACUGUUCCUAAGAUGUUAGUUCCAGCAUUUGCCUUGGUUUUCCACUCGGCCAAGGAUCAGCUGCCCAUGGGCAAGACAGUUAUUGUGCCCUCUAGUUUGCAGGGUAGCGAAGGAGAACUGGAACUAAGCAUUAGAGAUGCGACCGCCGACACUCAAUCGAACGUAGUGGCCCGCCUGAAACUACCCUAUUUGGUGGUGAAGCCUUUUACUGAAGUCGAUAUACUCGAUUUUCGUACCACCUAUGCCCAUUACUGGCCAAAAUCGUGGCCCAUUUUGGAUGUGGGCCACAGAGGCAAUGGAAAGAGUUACAUAGCCAAUCCUCCCAAAGAAGUGGAAAAUACUGUGGCCUCGUUUUUGAAAGCUUACGAAGUGUUUGCCGACAUGAUUGAACUGGACGUCCAUUUGACAUCGGACGGCAUCCCAGUGAUAUACCACGACUUUGGUCUACGCACCGCUCCUCAUGGAAAAGAGAUCACCGAAAUUUCUCAACUGGAAUACGUGCUCAUAAAAGACAUUACCUACGAUGAGUUGUGCGCCCUGCGAGUCUUUGCCGUUAUCAACAAUGAAAUUAAGGAGUACACAUCGCACAACGCCGAACCCAUUGUGGAGCGACGCAUAUUCCCGCGAUUGGUGGAUGUCUUGGAGGCCUUGCCCAAGACUCUGGGAAUCGACGUGGAAAUUAAGUGGCCCCAGCGCAAGCAAUGUGGUGGAGUAGAGGCUGAGCAAACUAUUGAUAAAAACUUCUUCAUAAACCGUGUGCUGGAAAUUAUUAUACACAAGGGAUGCGGUCGCCCCUUGAUCUUUUCCAGCUUCGAUGCCGACAUCUGCACCAUGUUGCGUUUCAAGCAGAACAUUUUCCCUGUGAUGUUUCUGUCGAUGGGCGAGACGAAAAAGUGGGAACCUUUCCUGGACCUUCGGACGAGGACCUUCCAGCAGGCAGUCAACAAUGCGCAGGCAUUUGAAUUGGCCGGCACUGCGCCCCACGCCGAAGACUUUAUUAACAAUGACCUGGCAGCAGGCAUGAUGCAGAGGGCCCGCAGUCUGGGUCAAAUCGCUCUGGUCUGGGGCGAUGAUUGCAAUUCCAAAGAGGCUGUAAAGUAUUUCCACACCAUAGGCGCUACCGCUACCUGUUACGACCGAUCCGACCUCUACAUGCCCGACAACAAAGAGCGUUCGUUUUUCAAUUCCUCGAUGUCGCUGCAAGAGUUCCAAGGACAAUGCCGUCCCAACUAGUGAUAUGGUCAAUUCUGUUAUGUGCUAAUAAGUAUUCCUUCCAAAGUGUAAUUAACACUCACACACACACACACACACCCAUAUAUAUAGACAAAUUUUUUAUACACUCCAUUUCUGUUCACCAAUGCUGCCAUUCGACGAUAAGACAUGCCAUAUGUAAUUUCAAAAACAACAACUCUGAAAGUUGCCCACAUCGUGUGAUACGUACGAAAAAUUUAACAUGGCCAAUGAAUGCAACUUUUUUGAUUAAAUGAUACAUGCAUAUGUAAAGAAACAAGUACAAUACAUAUGAGAACACAUGCCGAUUAGAGCACGCUCUAUUCGUAUUCGACAGCUAUAUGAGCGGACAUGUCUUAUCGUCUAAUGGCAGCCUAACUAAGUAUUGCUAAAAUAUGCGUUUAGGUGAGGCAAAUGUUUAAACUUCUGGUUAUGUUAAAUUUCAUUGUUUUACUAUUGCUUUGUUUUAAAUAAAUUUUAACAAAUACAAACAAGCACAACAAUA
Molecule: messenger RNA, 3335 nt
Organism: Stomoxys calcitrans (stable fly)
Lineage: Eukaryota; Metazoa; Arthropoda; Insecta; Diptera; Muscidae
Product: glycerophosphocholine phosphodiesterase GPCPD1
Exons: 2
Coding region: 845-2833 (662 amino acids)
Biological process (GO): glycerophospholipid catabolic process
Molecular function (GO): starch binding; glycerophosphocholine phosphodiesterase activity
Source: RefSeq, a predicted model, not a curated record